CCAUACGUAUUCGGCCCCUAUAUCUACGUUUAUUUACGUACAGGUGUACGCACAUAUGUACGUAUAAGUAUGUAUUCCCAUCUAUGUCUGUAUAAAUAAUGAGGAGGUAAAAAUCUUUGCAAAUUGAAGUUUGCUUCUUGGAGCUUUCUCCCCCAAAAAGCAGGUACCAAACCUCCCGACUUCUCCCCGCCCUUUAUUUAUUCCCUUUUUUUUUAUCUCCUUCAUUUUCAACAAGAAGUUGUGGUUUUUCUAUUGAGAAAAUUUGACCUUGCCAUAUAUGGUUAGAAUUGUUCUUUAACUAAGAAACUCAUCUGACUGGGUCCUGAAUUUGAACCUUAAGUUAAGAUUAAGGAACUUUGGAGGUAUUAUUGAAGCUGGGUACUGUAGCAUAGUAAUUAUCUCGAUCUGGGGUUUUUGUUUUUUUGUGCUCUUUUGCUAUUGGGGUUUCAUUUCUGGAGAAUCCCAGAUCGGAAUAUUGUUGUUAUCAUGUAUUUAUAUGCGAUCAAAAUCUGAUCUUGAUGCUGUAAGUUGCCAUAUGGGAAGGUGCUUAUUUAGAAGUGAAUAAAUUUGGAGAAUAACUAGAAGAUUUGUUUGUUGCCUAGAUAGCUCAAAUUGGAGACCUUCUUGGUGUUGAGAAUCAGGGAUUUUAAUAGGAGAGGUGUUUUUUGGAGGAAGUAUUGAUAGGAUCUUGUAUUUACCAGUUUUGAUUUGAUUUGCUCAAGGGUUUUGUUAUAUGAUUUGAUUUAAUUUGAAGACAGGGUAUUUUGUGUUCCAGUCGGUGUGUGAAUUGAUGGGGAGGGGAGGCAAGGUUGGGUUCAAGCAGGGAAGUAGGAGGAGGGUUAGGCGAAUAGAUGAGGGUUCGGAUGAGUCAGAUGAGGAUUAUAUAGUGGGUGAGGAUGAAGGAUUUGAUGAGUCGGAAGAAGAGGAGUUUGUCGAUGAGGAUGAAUCAGAAGACAGUUUGGGUGAGUUUGAGGAAGAAGAGGAGGAUGAGGAAGAGGAAUUUGUACAAAAGAAGUUGAACAAAGUGAAGAAGGUCGGUAGACCCAAAAAGCGUUUCCCUCGGAAAAAACAAAAUGGAGCUGUUAAGCCAAAAACUAAGAAACGGGUUUCCUAUAGUGAAGAAGAUGAGUGUGAUGACUCAGAUGAAUAUGUUGGUGGAAGGAGAAAUGAAAUUGCAGAGCCAAGAAAGAAAAAAAGAACUUCUUAUAGAGAACGAGAUGAUGACAAUUAUGAUGAUUUGAAUGAAGAAGAUGAUGAUGACGACGACGAUGAUGAUGAGGAGUUUACGCUUGAUGAAAUUCAUGAUGAUGUAGAUGAUGAAGACGUGAUGGUGGAGAGAAAGAAAAAUAAAAAGUUGGGUAGGCCUCGGAUGCCAGAGAAGAGGAUUUCCAAAGGUCAGAAAAGAAAGAGGAACACCAAGGUUUCCAAGAAGAUGGUUAGAAAGAAACAAAGAGAGAAUCAUGGGUUGCCAAGGAAAUCAAGGCAUAAUACUGAUGGGGAGUUUAGAAAAAGUAAAACUAGAAUGGUCGAAAAGAACAAGAAGAUAACAGGACGGGGAGGGAGAAGGAGGGUGCUUUUGGAAUCUGAUUCAGAUUUUGUCAAUUCUGGUUUAUCUGAUUAUGAGUAUACAAUCUCGGAGGAAGAGAGAGAACAGGUUAGAGAAGCUAAUGAAUUCUGCAGAAGUCUGACGACUACUUUGAGGAGUUCUACUCCUGUAAAGAAGUCGAGGGAGGAUGAAGAAUCUGUUUAUCCGCAAAGAAAACGUCUAGUAAGAAAGGGUAAGGAAAAGGAAGAGGAUUUGAAAAUUGAAACAGGAAAGCAGGUGUGUGGAAUUUGUUUGUCUGAAGAAGGGAAGAGGACUGUCAGAGGGACACUGAAUUGUUGCAGUCACUACUUCUGUUUUGCUUGCAUUAUUGAAUGGUCUAAGGUGGAAUCCCGUUGCCCCCUCUGUAAGCAAAGGUUUGCGACAAUAAGCAAACCUGCAAGGUCGGACACUGGAUUUGAAUUGAGGACUAUGAUUAUUCAGAUUCCUGAGCGUGACCAGGUUUAUCAACCAUCUGAGGAAGAGCUUCGGGGCUAUCUGGAUCCAUAUGAAAAUGUAAUAUGUACUGAAUGCAACCAUGGGGGAGAUGACGCUCUCAUGCUUCUCUGUGAUCUAUGUGAUUCACCUGCUCACACCUAUUGUGUUGGGCUUGGACGUGAAGUUCCUGAAGGUAACUGGUAUUGUGAAGGCUGCAGACCAACUGCUCUUGAUUCCUUGAAUCCCCAAGGUCUGAAUCCUACACCCAAUCAUAGAACAAGUAACAGCUUGGCAGGUGUAUCAUCCCCCAUUACCACUGUAAGGGAGACUUUCGAUCUCAAUGAAGCAUAUGUUCCUGACACACCAUUGACUCAGGUAGCUGGACAGCCAUCUCCUAGGCUAUUUGGAGCAGACUUUCAAGCAACUUCACCUGCUUCUGGAUCUGGGGCUUUUACGUUAUAUGAAAGACGCAGAAUACAGCGUCAGAUACACCAAAUAUUUUCCAACAGAAGACAACAGGACACAGGAAUUAAUGGUAUACGGCCUACAGUCUCCGGGAAUGGCCUUUUUGGCUCUCAAGUUGGUCGGAUUCGGGAAUUAGCACCUCAACAUGCAGUAGUGCCAGAUGAGAGGAUAGCAUCUCAUAUACCUUUUCAGGGAAGAGUCCAGAACACUGCUACACACCUUGUGCAAAAUAGUGAUGCUUUUCCUCCUAUACCGACUCAUUUGAGAGCACCAGUGACUCCAUCUCAAGCUUCAACAUCUGGUGAUGGUUCUUUUGGUGGAUCCUUACAGAAGGGUUUUCCUGGGUUCAGUACCAGGAACAGUUUAGGAUCUGGUCAUCAACAAAUACAUCCCUGCAGUGGUAGAUCCAAUAUUGGGUCUGAUGCAAAUCUGUCUCCUCAUCAAUGUAGAGAGGUGAGCCCACGUAAUGUUGGAAAGGAACAAGUGCAAUCAAUGGUUAAAAGUCAUUUAAAAAGCUUAUCUCAAGAAUUGGAGUUAGACUACAGUACCUUCAAGGAUGUUGCAAGGAGCUCUACACACACCAUUUUAGCUGCAUGUGGGCUUGAGCACCGCUUGAAUGAAGUCUACCCUAUGCAAGCACUCUUAAUAAUCUGCUCACAUGCAGAGCAAAAGGCAGGUGGACAAUCAAGUCCUUCUAAAGAUCACUGCUCAUCUUGUUUUGAUUUGCUUGUGAGGAAUGUGGUGAGAGAGAUAAUGAACACCAGAGUUGCACUCUCCUCCAAGGGCUCGAUUCAGUUAGGUUGAUAUUGCUUGGCUUACCAUUCUUUCUGUCCAUCCAUUGACCCCAUUGGGCAACUCGUUUUUAUAGAUUUUUUCUACUUAGGCUGUUGAUAAUGGAAAGAAUUAUAGAAGAAUGGGUCGUCUCCUUGUCAAUCAUUGACUUUUGGGGGGUAAUAAUUAGUCAUUUGUUGUCUAUACAGGAGACAUUUUUUAGUCGCCAUUUCUUGAGAAAUUGCGAGCUUUCCCACUGUCAAUUUAAAGAUUUGUGUUCUUUGACAAACUUGAAGAUUUUGUGACUCUGUGGGACAGUCUAUUUCCACUGUCUUUCAUGUAAAAUUGUUGAAUUUUUCUUAAGCAUCCCUUAACCCUUCAUU
Coffea arabica (coffee) is the source of this 3639-nucleotide messenger RNA. RefSeq lists its product as uncharacterized. NCBI's taxonomy places the organism in Eukaryota, Viridiplantae, Streptophyta, Magnoliopsida, Gentianales, Rubiaceae. The record is from RefSeq and is a predicted model, not a curated record.